Messenger RNA from Stomoxys calcitrans (stable fly), 4107 nucleotides. RefSeq lists its product as uncharacterized. The transcript is spliced from 5 exons. The record is from RefSeq and is a predicted model, not a curated record. The coding region runs from base 610 to 1107 and encodes 165 amino acids. Lineage: Eukaryota; Metazoa; Arthropoda; Insecta; Diptera; Muscidae.
GCCACACACAACAAACACAAAAACUACCUCUCAACGAUCAGUCGAGCAUUGAAUGCGGAACGUGCGAGUUUACCACGCGAAUACCGACGGAGAGAAUCUCAAACAACCAAUGGUGUAUGAAUGUGAUUGUGUGAAAAGAAAACAAACAACGACGUGAUAUCAGACAAUAGACGACCGAGACUACAGAAAGUUUAAAUGUUUAUACGAUCAGCCUUAAUAAAUUAAUUAAAAAACAACAAAGCCAAACAAGUGAACGGAGAAAAAAUAAAUAAAGUCUUUCAAAUACCAGAGUAAAGUACAGGCCUAAAAUCUUAAUUUAAUUCCAAAAAAAAUAUAUAUUGGAUUUUAUUCUACAAAAAUUUUUUGGAAUAUAAACAAGAGUAGUGAAGUGUUUACAAAAUUUAUAACACAUUAACGUAGAGUUCCCUUCAAAGAACGGUGUGCGAAAUACUGAAUUGUAUCAUACAUCAUCACUCAGAGUAGUUAUACUCAGCCAGCCCAAUAUAGCAAGAAAACCAAAAGCUCAACGUUUGUUUCUUUGGGUUUCAUUCAUAAACACUUCAUUUGCGUUGGCGUUUGUUUGCUCGUUUCUAAAAUUUUAGCAACAAAAUGGACAAAAAACCUCCGUUGAGUUCCUUCUGCUUCUGCACAUCCACCCGCAAUGGUUCAAUUAUCUCUGGCUUGUUGGCCAUCAUAUUGUCCAUCAUAACAAUAGUCAUCAUUUUUACUACGCGCGUUGCAUUUAAGACCAUAUUUUUAGAUUUGGAUACAAAUAUUGUCAAAAUAAUAUUGGUCAUUAAUCUUGCCAUGACUAUUUUGAUCUCAACUCUGAUGAUAGUGGGUGUUCUUAAGCGUAACCAUUAUAUAAUGAUGCCUUGGGUGGUAAUGGGCAUUAUGAUAGCCAUUGGUCUACUGGUAUCGGUCAUCUAUACCGCUGUGGUCUUCUUCAUCGAUGGUUAUGUACACUCUGGUGUUCUAUGGCUGGUAUUUGGCUUGAUUUGUUGUGUCAUUUUAACCUACUUCUGGUGUGUGGUCUACAGCGAAUUCACUGUACUAUCUCAAGAAAACGAAAGAGGGCGCUACAAUAAACAGCCAUAUAGACGAUAAAUUCCGCCAGCGAAUAACAUAUAACAAUUUAUUAAUAUUUAUUUAAUUUUGUAUUCAUAAUUUUUUAAUGAAUUUAAUUUAGCAAACACUUAACAAACAAAAACCUACACUCAAACAAAUUUGUUAUUUGAAAACAGCAAACAUAGGGCUACUGUAUUAGCAAACAUGUCUUACUGCUAUUUCAACUAAAAAAAUCUGCUAAAGUGAGUCGCAAGUAGGCUGAAAAAAAAUAUUUAUGCUACUUUUUAUGAUUGCCUGUUAAUUGUUUUGAUUACUUUAGGCAUUUUUUAGAAUUAAGAAUUUUAGAAAUUUUGUUGGAAGAGAUGAUUUGGAAUAUCACUGUAAAGAAGCAAUCCAUCCAUUGGUAUACAUUUGGAAAUGUGCCUGAGCUAGCUCGCAUUUUUGGUUAUUACUCUACCAAACUGCAUAGGAUGGGCAUGGCCUUUUGUAUCUAAAUUUAAAGAAAAAAGAUUAUGGAAUGUGUACAUUCAGUGGUGAUUAUAAACAUCCACUGAGACACACAUUUAUGUAUGUGUUUUAUUUUUAUACCCUCCACCCAUGGUACAAUUAAGAGGUAGGGUCAGCACAACAACAAAUCUCUACCCUCAAAGAAACUACCUUGAUUAGCAAAUAUCGUAAAUUGAAAUGUCAAUUGUUUUACAACUUAUCUUUUUCAAAUGUGAUUAAUUUUUAUAUUUUCAUCAUUAUAACACUGUUUUGUGGUUUAUGUGUGGAAUAUCGGAUCAAAAAGAACAUCCCCUCGAGAUUUUAGAAAAAAAUCACAGCUGUGUUAUCAAGCCUUUGACAUUUAGAUAUACUACAAAAUUAAAACAAUAAUAAAAAAAAAUUCUCAGCUUGGGGUAUACUAAUUUCGUCAUUCUGUAUGUAACACUUCGAAAUAUGCGUCUAAGACCCCAUAAAGUAUAUAUAUCAUGACAUUUUAAGUCGAUCUAGCUAUAUUCGUACGUCUGACUGUCGAAAGCACGCUAACUUUCGAAGGAGUAAAGGUAGCCGAUUGAAAUUUUGCAUAAAUACUACCUAUUAGUGUAGGUCCGUUUGUAUUGAAAAUGGGCCAAAUCGGUCCAUGUUUUGAUACAGCUGCCAUAUAAACCGAUCUUCCGACUUGACUUCUUGACCCUCUAGAGAGCGCAAUUUUCGUCCGAUUUGACUGAAAUUUUGCACGUGGUGUUUUAGUAUCACUUCCAAAUCUGUUCAUAACCUGAUAUAGCUGCCAUACAAACCGAUCUUGGGUCUUGACUUCUCCAGCUUUUAGAGGGCGCAAUUCUUAUCCGAUUUGGCUGUAAUUUUGCACGUGGUUGUUGUUGUUGUGGCCACAUUUUCAUGUGAAGGUGGCGAUCCUUAUCAAGCUCCUGUAGGUGAGCCAACUCGUUCCGGCCCAAAGGACCGAUCGCCGGGGGAACAGGGAGACCAUUGGUUAUUUUAAGGCGCCAAUAACUCGCCUUGUCAUAUUGAGCAUCAUAGGAACUCAGUAUUUGUGCAAGAGCCGGUGCCGCCCGGCCUCUCACUGAGACUCUCCGCUCGACACCGCUGAUUGUCCGCGAUUGUCGUUGCAGCUACUCCAUAUGGAGCAUUCCACUAUCCACAACGUAUGGACGCGCCCACAGAUCGGACCUCAAUGUUCCAGUGUGGUACUCACAGCAUUCCCGUGCCGGGCACGUGGUGUUUUGUUAUGACUUCCCAUAAUUGUGCUAAGUAUGGCGCAAAUCGGUUUAUAACCUGAUAACCUGAUCAAGAUCCCGGAUCUGUUUAUAUGGCAGCUAUAUAAACAGAUGCGGGAUCUUGACUUCUUGAGGCCACAAUUCCCAUCCGAUUUAGCUAAAACCUGAUAUAACUGCCAUACAAACCGAUCUAGGGUCUUGACUUCAGCAGCUUCUAGAGGGCACGCGAUGUUUUGUUAUAGCUUUCAACAACUUUGCUAAGUAUGGCACAAAUCGGUACAUAACCUGAUAUAGCUGCCAUAUAAUAAACCGAUCUGGGAUCUUGACUUCUUAAGCCUCUAGAGGCCGCUAUACUCAUCCGAUUUGACAGAACUUUUGUACAACUACUUCUCCCAUGACCUUCAACAUGGUCAUGAGGUGUUUUGUUACGACAUCCAACAACUGUCCUAAUUAUGGCGCAAAUCGGUUCAUAACCUGAUGUAGCUGCCACAUUAACCGAUCUGGGAUCGUGACUUCUUAAGCCUCUAGAGGCCGCUAUACUCAUCCGAUUCGACAGAACUUUUGUACAACUGCUUCUCCCAAAACCUUCAACAUACGUGUCCAAUAUGGUCUUAAUCUAUAUAUAGCUUGAUGCAGCACCCAUAUAAACCGAUCUCCCGAUUUUGCUUCUUGAGCCCCUACAAGACCCAAUUCUUAUCCGAAUGGCCUGAAAUAUUACGCAGUGAUUUCUACAAUGUUCAGUAUUUAAUUCAUUUAUGGUCCAAAUCGGACUAUAACUUGAUAUAGCUCCAAUAGCAUAGCAGUUCUUAUUCAUUAUUCCUUAUUUGCCUAAAAGGAGAUAACGCGCAAAAAACUCGACAAAUGCGGUCCAUGGUGGAGGGUAUAUAAGAUUCGGCCCGGCCGAACUUAGCACGCUCUUACUUGUUCCGUCUAACAUCACCUUCAUAAUAAAGCAGCAGUCAUUUUCAGCAAACAACAGCAGUAAGCCUGCUACUCUGAAAUUGCAGUACUACUGCUGUAAUAGCAGAACUACUGCUACAAUAGCAGCAAAAUUAACUACUAAUAUUCAGCAGACAGUGUUUGCUAUUUUCAGCAAACUUUUUUCUACGAGUGUUACUACUAAAUUUAUGUGUAGAGAGCUCUCUCUCUCUCUCUGUAACUCCUAAAUUUAUGUGUAGAGAGCUCUCUCGCACAUAAAUUUAGCAGUUACACUCAUAGAAGAAAGUUUGCUGAGGAAAAAAAACAACAACAAAAAUCCAUACCGAAUUUUAUCUCCAAUGUGAUGAAAAUUUAUUGUUUUCAAAAAAAAAAAUAAUAAUAA